AAUGCUCAUAUCGUGCUAGGAAGUGGCAAGCCCAUUUCUCACCGUUCCACUGCUGCAAACACGGCUCUACACAUUCUUCCCAUCUCAGGCUCCUCAGAGAAGGCCUGCGUUAGCCAGUGUAGAGCCAUUGCAGAGUACCUGCGGAGCCGAUCUGAUGUUGAUCUAGAAGCGGUUGCUGCCACACUCCAACAGAGAAGGGAUCACUUCAAGUAUAGAGCUGCAUUCGCAGUAAGAUCAGUUCAAGAAGCAGUAUCGCAGCUGGAAGCCUUCAGUACCCCCAUUCACUCAACCCCACUGGACAACUCCAACAUAUGCUUUUUGUUCGCGCCACAAGGAGUUCAAUAUCCUAACAUGGAGAAGAUAACCAUGGAUUAUGGAGGGGUAUUCAAGAACGAGCUCGAACGACUAAUUGGCCUCGCGUCCAAACUUUUCCAAGUGGAUUUCAUGGAGAUAAUGUAUCCAACCACUAACACGGAUUCAGGCAUGAUUUUGGCAGCGAAGUACGCCCAAGUGGUUCUUUUCAUCAUUUCCAGGGCGGUGCUCGCCCAACUGGAUUCCUGGGGAAUCUCGUCGGAUUUCCUCAUAGGCCACAGUGUAGGCGAGUACGCGGCUGCUUGUUACAGCGGUAUUAUUGACGAAUUUUCUUGUAUGAAACUUCUAAAGGAACGAGGAGAACUUGUGAGCACAACAAAGGAAGCCAAAAUGCUUGCCGUGGUCGGAUUCAACGGGGCUCUCCCAGACGACAUUGAGGUUACCGCCCAUCUAUCGGAUACUAUGAAAUGUGUCGUGGGCCCGCCUGGCUCAAUCGAGGCUUUGAAAGAGAUGCUGUCGAAGAAAGGGAUUGCUUUCAAGGAACUUUCCACUGAUCAUGGAUUCCACUCCUCGAUGAUGGAUUGCAUCCAGAGAGACUUCGUCAAAGCCGCCAAGAAAAUCCCAUUCCGCAAAGGAACUAAGAAAAUCGUAUCCAACAUUAAUGGAGAGUCCCUUGGUGAUCUGUGGGCUUUGGGCUAUGACGUGGACUUUGGGAAGGUUUUUGGCAGCCGCAGUUUUGACCCAAACAUGCCGGUCUAUCAAUUCGAUCAAAUCAGCUGCUGGAGAGAAAGAAUCAUCAAGGAAACGACUGCUCGCUACUUCAAGGCAUCGUGGAGCCUUAUGACGAACACACAGCGGCAAAAUAUCAGCAUGGAUUGCUCCGUCUGCAAAAUCUACUCAGCAAAGCCCCUCGAGGCUUUUUCAUUCUCACCGGAAGAACUCACUGCAUACUCCCUUAUCGUCUACCUCCCAGAGACCGACCCUACUAACGAGAAGAAGACGUCUUGCCUGGCAACGCCUGGACACCUCCUUAACAAGACCUACGUGGAAGUAAGCCAAUCUGAAAAGGACAUGCAAUUGGGAGAAACUGUCGUUGUCAUUGGUGGAGGUGGAGCGAUUGGUUCAGCUUAUGUGGAUGUCCUGAGGAAAAGGCCUGACGUGCAGAACAUAGUGAUUGCCAGCCGGUAUCCAAAAGAGCGGGUUAUCCCAAAAGUGUCUUACGUCAGUAUGGACCUGGGUGACAGAACUUCCGUGGCCAGCGCACUUGAUGAAGUCCGACGCCGGUUUGCAGUGUUAGUAACCCUUCAAGGGGCUGACGACUACGCGGCUGCAAACCUAUUCCUGGACGCACUAGCUCUGAAAGGGCACACCAACGUGAACCGGAUACUUGCCGUUCAAUGGCCUUCCUGGAAAGACGCCGGGAUGGCGUCGACCUACAAAAACGAUGCUCUCAAGUCUAUCCUAUCUAAAGCCUCCAUUUCUACCGCCGUUGGGAGAAGGGUAAUCAGAGAGACAUUGGGAAUGAGUGGGAUCGUCACGUAUUCUCCACUUCCUCCGCCACAAAUGGCCAAAAUGGUGGAGGAGAUCCAGUUGAAGGGAAACGCCCGACAGUCGCCAAUGGCACGAGAGCAUCUUUCAUUAAUCGAUAAGGUGAUCUCAGUAUGGAACGAAAUCCUGUGCACUGAAAUCCAUGAGAAGUCGGAUUUCUUUGAUAAUGGAGGGAACUCCCUC
Molecule: messenger RNA, 2043 nt
Organism: Cooperia oncophora
Lineage: Eukaryota; Metazoa; Nematoda; Chromadorea; Rhabditida; Trichostrongylidae
Source: the annotation of a GenBank genome assembly